AUGCGUUUCCUCUUGCUCGUUUAUCUGCUGUUAUCGGUCACCGCUGAAGACGUCAGCGUGGAUGAAAUGGACUGCCAAGUUUACAACAAUCUUUACGUCUGCCUGGCGAACGGCGUGCUGCAGAGCGUCGCGUUCGAGGAUGUGAACGCGGUGCAAACGAUCGAGGACAUAGAAUUGCACCUGGAAGGUCUUGAGAUCGUGGACAUAGCGAAGGACGCAUUCCUCGAGGUCGCCAAUUCGUCCGCGCUCUAUAUUCGCGACAACGAGCUCACCGUCAUCUCCAGACACUAUUUCACCGCCCUGGACCAACUGACGUAUCUCGACUUGAAGAACAACACGAUCGUCGACAUCGAGGACGCUGCGUUCGCCAGACUUCGGAAUUUGGAGAGCCUGUUGCUCGAUUACAACAACAUUUCCACCCUCAGACCGGGCGCUUGGAAGGGUCUCAACGAUCUUCACGAACUGUACGCGACGAACAAUAAUAUCGUCCUGAAGAGGAACAUGUUCAGGGGCCUCAGGCACCUAGAGACGCUGGCAUUGGACUCUAAUGAAAUUACUGAAGUACCAAUAGGAGCUUUCAACGGUCUGCCUCAUAUCGAUCUACUCUAUCUGUCCAGAAACAAAAUUUCCACCAUACAGCCGGAGAUCUUCCGAGGACUUGGCGAGAUCAAUGAAUUAGAUUUGGGGAGGAAUCAAUUGAAGACCGUUUCCGGUGGGAUAUUUCGAUACCUGAGGAACUUGAACUCCUUAUGGCUGAAUGGUAAUCAUAUUGUCAUGCUGAAGGCGGAUGCCUUCGAGGGAUUGGAUAAUCUGUUGCUACUGUUUUUGAACAGCAACGAACUACGUUUCGUGGACAUGGCCGCUUUCAAUCGGAUGAAGAACGUGACGGUUGAUCCGGGCUUCAAGAUACGUGAUUCACUGGUGGACAAUGUCUACAAAGUGCACGGACGGUUUCGGUGCAACAGUGUCGCGUUUCAGUUCCCUUACGAGUGCACAGAAAUUUAA
Messenger RNA from Dufourea novaeangliae, 1005 nucleotides. RefSeq names its product insulin-like growth factor-binding protein complex acid labile subunit. The coding region runs from base 1 to 1005 and encodes 334 amino acids. The record is from RefSeq and is a predicted model, not a curated record. The transcript has a single exon. Gene Ontology annotation, molecular function: protein binding. Lineage: Eukaryota; Metazoa; Arthropoda; Insecta; Hymenoptera; Halictidae.